CGGUCCGGCGGAGGGAUCUCCGGGUACCGCGCACACAGCGAGGGGCGGAGGGAUCCGUGCGCUGGAGCCGCCCGUCAGAGGGAGAGGGAGGGAAGGAGGGGAGGGAGUGAUGCGGCGCAGCGGGGCUGGCUGAGGCGAGAAUCCCAGUAGCUAGGCAGCCUCCCUCUUUUCUUUCCUUCCGUCCUUCUACCCCUUCGGUAUGUAGGAAGGGAGAGACCUCAAUGGAGAAGCUGAAAUACGCGUAGAUGGACUUUCAGAUGCCUUUUUUCUUGCACGAAGAAGAUAAAUCCCAGUUGCCAGCGCCCUUUUUGUUGGUGUUGAAUUGCUUGGUAAAAAUGGGGUUCAGUUCCUUCAGCUAAAUCCUCGGGGCAGUUCAGAGUUGCUACAGCAAAGGACUUCAGGGUUUUUUUUGCAUCAGAGGAGCUACGUUGAUGUUAACCGUGUUCUUGUAAGAUGGAGAACGAGAUAUUCACACCCCUCUUGGAGCAGUUCAUGUCUAGCCCUCUUGUCACCUGGGUUAAGACGUUUGGACCGUUAGCUGGAGGAAAUGGGACCAACCUGGAGGAAUAUGUGGCGCUGGUGGAUGGCGUGUUUCUGAACGAAGUCAUGCUGCAAAUUAAUCCAAAGUCUGCUAAUCAGAGGAUAAACAAAAAAGUGAACAACGAUGCAUCACUAAGGAUUCAAAACCUGUCUAUUUUGGUGAAACAAAUAAAAACUUACUAUCAGGAGAAUUUGCAGCAGCUGAUCAUGAUGUCUUUGCCAAAUGUAUUAAUAAUUGGCAAGAAUCCUUUUUCUGAGCCAGGUACCGAAGAAAUAAAAAAACUCCUUCUGCUUUUACUUGGUUGUGCAGUUCAGUGUCAGAAAAAGGAAGAAUUUAUUGAAAGAAUCCAAGGUCUGGAUUUUGACACUAGAGCAGCUGUUGCAGCCCAUAUUCAAGAGGUAACUCAUAAUCAGGAAAAUGUGUUUGAUCUCCAGUGGAUGGAUGUCAUUGUACUGACACAAGAGUAUGUUGAACCUCUCUUGAAAAAUAUGGCAUUACAUUUAAAAAGGCUUAUAGAUGAAAGAGAUGAGCACUCAGAGACUAUCAUAGAACUCUCGGAAGAACGGGACUGUCUCCGUUUCCUACCUCACGCAUCAGCAGCACAAUCACCUUGUGGAUCUCCUGGCAUGAAGCGCACUGAAAGCAGACAGCACCUCUCAGUAGAGCUAGCAGAUGCCAAAGCAAAGAUAAGAAGGCUUAGGCAAGAGCUUGAGGAAAAGACUGAGCAGUUGCUUGACUGUAAGCAGGAGCUUGAGCAGAUGGAAGCUGAACUAAAGAGACUUCAGCAAGAGAAUAUGAAUUUACUCUCAGAUGCCCGUUCUGCCCGAGUGUAUAGAGAUGAAUUAGAUGCCCUUCGUGAGAAGGCAAUUCGAGUCGACAAGCUUGAAAGUGAAGUCGGCCGCUAUAAAGAGAGGCUGCAUGAUAUUGAGUUCUACAAAGCUAGAGUGGAGGAGUUAAAGGAAGACAAUCAAGUGUUGCUAGAAACAAAGACAAUGUUGGAAGACCAGUUAGAGGGGACCCGAGCCCGUUCUGAUAAAUUACACGAGUUAGAAAAAGAGAAUCUACAGUUAAAAGCUAAAUUACAUGAUAUGGAGAUGGAGCGUGAUAUGGACAGGAAGAAGAUUGAGGAACUCAUGGAGGAAAAUAUGACUCUAGAAAUGGCCCAGAAACAAAGUAUGGAUGAAUCAUUGCAUCUUGGCUGGGAACUUGAACAGAUAAAUAGGACUACUGAACUUUCUGAAGUGCCACAGAAAUCACUUGGUCAUGAAGUGAAUGAACUGACAUCAAGCAGGUUACUGAAGUUGGAAAUGGAAAACCAAAGUUUGCUGAAGACAGUGGAAGAACUACAAAGUGCAGUGGGUUCAGUAGAAGGCAGUAGCUCAAGGAUCCUGAAAAUGGAAAAAGAAAACCAAAGACUUAGCAAAAAGCUUGAAGAGCUAGAGAAUGAAAUUAGCCAAGAGAAACAAAGUCUUCAGAACAGUCAAAAUCUGAGUAAGGAUUUGAUGAAAGAAAAAGCACAGCUUGAAAAGACACUUGAAGCACUUCGAGAAAACUCAGAGCGCCAAAUUAAGCUGUUAGAACAAGAAAAUGAACACUUGAAUCAAACUGUAGCUUCUCUAAGACAACGCUCCCAAAUCAGUGCUGAAGCCAGAAUGAAAGAAAUUGAAAAGGAAAAUAAAAUCCUUCACGAGUCCAUUAAAGAGACCAGCAGUAAGUUAAAUAAGGUUGAAUUUGAGAAGAAACAAGUCAGGAAAGAGCUGGAGCACUAUAAAGAGAAAGGGGAGAGAGCAGAAGAACUGGAGAAUGAGCUGCAUCGUCUGGAGAAGGAAAAUGAGCUAUUACAGAAGAAAAUCACUACCUUAAAAAUCACUUGUGAGAAGAUUGAGGCCUUAGAACAAGAAAACUCAGACCUGGAAAUGGAAACCAGGAAACUGAAAAAGACUUUGGAUAGCCUGAAAAACCUCACUUUUCAGUUAGAAUCCUUAGAAAAGGAGAAUUCGCAGCUUGAUGAGGAAAAUCUAGAGUUAAGAAGAACAAUUGAAUCCUUGAAGUGUACAAGCAUUAAAGUGGCACAGUUACAAUUAGAAAACAAGGAGCUGGAGAGUGAAAAGGAGCAACUUAAAAAAAGCCUGGAGCUGAUGAAAGCCUCAUUUAAGAAGACGGAACGCUUGGAAGUCAGCUACCAGGGCCUGGACACAGAAAACCAAAGGCUACAGAAAGCCCUUGAAAACAGCAAUAAGAAGAUUCAGCAAUUAGAAAGUGAACUGCAGGAUUUGGAGUCUGAAAAUCAGACUCUGCAAAAGAACUUGGAGGAGUUGAAGAUCUCCAGUAAGCGCUUAGAGCAGUUGGAAAAGGAGAAUAAGUUGUUAGAGCAAGAGACUUCUCAACUGGAAAAGGAUAAGAAACAGCUAGAAAAGGAAAAUAAGAGGCUUCGCCAACAAGCAGAAAUCAAAGACAGUACUUUAGAAGAGAACAAUGUCAAGAUUAGUAACCUGGAAAGGGAAAAUAAAUCUCUAUUUAAAGAAAUAGUUGUAUAUAAAGAGUCGUGUGUGCGCCUGAAAGAACUAGAAAAAGAAAACAAGGAACUCGUGAAAAGAGCCACCAUUGAUAAGAAAACCCUUGUCACUUUAAGAGAGGACUUGGUGAAUGAGAAAUUGAAGACUCAACAAAUGAACAAUGAUUUAGAAAAACUGGCCCACGAACUUGAAAAAAUAGGCUUAAACAAGGAGCGCCUCUUGCAUGAUGAGCAGAGCAGUGAUGACAGUAGGUACAAGCUUUUGGAGUCAAAGCUAGAAUCCACACUUAAGAAGUCUCUCGAAAUAAAAGAAGAGAAAAUUGCUGCUCUGGAGGCACGUUUAGAAGAGUCAACGAAUCUGAACCAGCAGCUCCGUCAGGAACUUAAAACCGUGAAAAAGAACUAUGAAGCUCUCAAGCAAAGACAAGAAGAGGAAAGGAUGGUUCAAAGUUCUCCUCCGAGAAGUGGGGAAGAAAAUCAGUCUGUCAAUAAGUGGGAGAAGGAAAACCAGGAAACGACUAGAGAGUUAUUGAAAGUUAAAGAUAGAUUAAUUGAAGUGGAGAGGAAUAAUGCCACACUGCAGGCAGAGAAGCAAGCACUCAAGACACAAUUAAAGCAGCUUGAGACACAGAACAGCAAUCUGCAGGCUCAGAUUCUUGCACUUCAGAGGCAGACUGUUUCUCUACAGGAGCAAAAUACAACUCUACAAACUCAGAAUGCCAAACUGCAGGUUGAAAAUUCCACCCUUAACUCUCAAAGCACAUCUCUUAUGAACCAGAAUGCACAGCUGCUCAUCCAGCAGUCUGCUUUAGAAACUGAGACCGAAUGUGUGCUCAAGGAGCGCGAGGAUCUCAAGUCGCUCUAUGAUUCACUUCUCAAAGACCAUGAGAAACUGGAGCAGCUGCACGAGCGCCAGGCUUCCGAGUACGAAUCUCUGAUUGCCAAGCAUGGGAGUCUGAAAUCUGCACACAAAAACCUGGAGGUGGAGCAUAAGGACUUGGAAGAUAGGUACAACCAGUUGCUGAAACAGAAGGUGCAGCUGGAAGAGCUGGAGAAGGUACUCAAGGUAGAACAGGACAAGAUGCUGCAGCAAAACGAAAAGCAUGAAACGGUAGCAGCAGAGUAUAAAAAACUCCGUGAUGAAAAUGAAAGGCUUACUCACACCUACAGUCAGCUCUUGAGGGACAACGAAGUUCUCCAAACAGACCAUAAGAAUUUGAAAACGCUAUUGAACAAUUCCAAACUAGAACAAACACGAUUAGAAGCUGAGUUUUCCAAACUCAAGGAACAGUACCAGCAACUGGAUAUUACAUCGACAAAGCUAAAUAAUCAGUGUGAGCUGCUUAGCCAGCUUAAAGGAAAUCUGGAGGAGGAAAACAGACAUCUACUAGAUCAAAUUCAGACAUUAAUGCUACAGAAUAGAACAUUACUUGAGCAGAAUAUGGAAAGCAAGGAUCUCUUCCAUGUAGAGCAAAGGCAGUACAUCGACAAGCUGAAUGAAUUACGGCGACAGAAGGAGAAAUUGGAGGAGAAGAUAAUGGAUCAGUAUAAAUUCUACGAGCCAUCUCCACCAAGAAGAAGGGGCAACUGGAUCACUCUGAAAAUGAGGAAGCUGAUAAAGUCCAAGAAGGAUGUUAACAGAGAGCGCCUCAAGUCCAUGACUCUUACACCCACCCGCUCAGAGUCCAGUGAGGGCUUCCUGCAGCUGCCCCACCAGGACAGUCAGGAUAGCUCCUCUGUGGGCUCCAACUCUCUGGAAGAUGGGCAGACCUUGGGCACCAAAAAGAGUAGCAUGGUUGCACUGAAAAGACUGCCCUUUUUGAGGAACAGACCGAAGGAAAAAGACAAAAUGAAGGCCUUCUACCGUCGCUCCAUGUCCAUGAAUGACCUGGUGCAGUCCAUGGUCCUAGCAGGAGGACAAUGGACAGGUAGUUCUGAGCAUCUGGAGGGUCCUGAUGAUAUAUCUGCGGGUAAAAGGAGGAAGGAGUUGGGAGCUAUGGCCUUCUCUACUACAGCUAUCAACUUUGCAGCUGUCAACUCUUCUGCAGGCUUCAGAUCCAAGCAGUUGCUAAAUAAUAAAGAUACCACAUCCUAUGAAGAUGUAAGUCCACAAGGUAUUAGUGAUGAUUCUAGUACAGGAUCGAGAGUUCAUGGAGUGCAGGCCGUUAUCUGUGCAGAUGCUCUUGCUCCUCCUGUCGGUGGCAUUUCAACUCUGUGCAAGGUUCCUUGUCAAAUCUGUUCUUCCAGACCAGCCAGCCUUGAUAGUGGCAGAACAUCCACUAGCAAUAGCAAUAACAAUGCUUCACUCCAUGAAGUCAAAGCAGGUGCAAUUCACACUCAGAGCAGGCCCCAGAGCCACAGCAGCGGGGAGUUCAGCCUGCUGCACGAGCACGAAGCGUGGUCCAGCAGCAGCAGCAGCCCCAUUCAGUACCUGAGGGGUCACACGAGGUCUAGUCCUGUGCUGCAGCAGAGAACGCCCGAGAUGCUGGAUGCUCGUGGCAGGCACCUCAGGACGGGUUCCCCUGGCAGUGAAGUCGUGACCCUGCAGCAGUUUCUGGAAGAGAGCAACAAGAGUUCCUCCAGCGAGAUGAAAUCAGCAAGCGAAGAGAAUCUGUUAGAUGAAGUGAUGAGGAGUUUAUCCGAGUCCUCAGAGCUGGCAGGGAAGGAGAAGCUGAGGAAGCAGCCGUCUGCCGGUUGUGGCAUCGUGAGAUCGCUGAGUGUCAAAGCCACCAUUGACUUCUCAGACGGACGAUCCCUAAAGGCAGAGCAGCUGGUGAGGCCGAGCCUUCGGAAAAGCGACGAUCCCACCGUCGCCAGCUCUCCGGUGAAGUUGACAGGAGGCACCCAAGGGAAGGCCAAAUCCGUGAAGGAAAAGCUCCAGGGGAGCGUUUCCCAGCGCCAAGCCCGCGAUUGCAAUCCCUACGCCACCUUACCUCGUGCCAGCAGCGUCAUCUCCACUGCAGAAGGCACCACCCGAAGGACAAGCAUUCAUGACUUCUUGUCUAAGGACAGUAGGCAGCCUGUAUCAGUGGAUCCAGCGCCAGCCACCGCCGACAGGAGCGUUCCAUCGGCCUCUAGUGAGUACUCAGCACACCAGUUACCCUCUCCUUUUGUUCACUGUGUGGCUUACAGAGUAGAUUGUUUUGCACAGAGCGAUGCAGCUACUGCAGUUAAACCCCGUGCUGUGGGAUGUCACUCUGAUGUUCCUAAGGCUUCCAGGAUGGAAAGGUCAAAUUUUCGGGAGAGAACUUUGCUAAGCUCAAGUGUGUUUAAUGAUAAAUCCUCUGGUAACGAGAGCACAGGGUCGCUCACUGUGGCUCAGCCAUUUGUAUCCCUUAACACUGAAUUAGUCAGUAAUAUAAGUGGGUUGCCUCACAGGCCUACAUCCAAACCAACUGAGCAGGCAAAUCUGUCACCAUUUAGAUCAGUGCCCAAGAAUCCAGAACAGCCUCCUGCUCCCCAGGAGCCUGCUCGUAGUGACCCACGGUCAGCUCUGAGUGGUGAACUUGUUCCUACCCCGUGUGUGAACACCAGUGAGGCUGAAUCCCCACUGCUGGUUUCUGAGGAUAACAAAACUGUGUGGUACGAGUAUGGCUGUGUAUGAUAAGGAAGUUGUAUUAUUAAAUAUAUAUAUAUAUAGUCUCACACAACACAUAGGUGUUCUGCUCAGUGUCCACUGGACUUAAGAGAUUUCACUCCAAUGACAGAACAAUCCCAUGUUAGAUCUGCGGGUGGCUGUUGGUAGAGCUCAGUUGUGUACUCCAGCAUGUCUGAAUGUGGAACUGUAACCUCACCAAAGUCUGCAUGAACCAUUAAUUGCACUGUAUAUAUUUUGCAUGCCUUGAAAAGUCUUUAUAAUGCGAGCGGUUUUAUUUGUCACGCAUCACAGAUACUUUGGUUUCUCCCUGUAUGUUACUGAAUGCAUGUCAAACCAGGCGCAUGCUGCACUGCCACAAAUGGCACCAAGAGCAAUUCCAGUACAAAUCCAGGACUUCUCAGACGUAACCGUAACACAUUGAGGAGGUACUUGGAGUAAAAAUACUCCCCCCUCUUGUUACGUAAAUGAGAUAGUAAUGAAAAGAAGCGGUUAGAGAGAUUCCAGUGUCUUGCCCUUUUCAUUGAUGCCAUGGCCUGGCAUAAAUGCACUUCGCAUGAGGAGCAAGUUACAGCGCCAUAAUUCAUUGCCUCCAGCUUGCACAAUAAACAUGAAUUACUGCUCAUAGUUAUUAAAUUACUUGAACAUCAAUAAAUGGAAAGACCAUUCAUAAUCCUAAUAAAUCUUAGGAGGAGGAGAUAAACACUUACAUGAUACACAGCACUUGCAAUGGAAAAAUGACCCUUUCCACCUCUUCCCUUUUGUAUGCUUUGUCUCUCCACGCCUGGUGUACAAAUGUGGUGAAGUGUAUGGUUUAUUAGGAGUCAAAUAACGGAGUUAUAGGAGACCCCCUGUGAUGUGUGGUAAUAAAAACCUGUAUUGAUCAUG
Messenger RNA from Pezoporus occidentalis (night parrot), 7539 nucleotides. It is a transcript of the gene CCDC88A, whose product is annotated as coiled-coil domain containing 88A. The record is from RefSeq and is a predicted model, not a curated record. The transcript is spliced from 33 exons. Gene Ontology annotation, biological process: cytoskeleton-dependent intracellular transport; cytoplasmic microtubule organization. Gene Ontology annotation, cellular component: cytoplasm; centrosome. NCBI's taxonomy places the organism in Eukaryota, Metazoa, Chordata, Aves, Psittaciformes, Psittacidae. The coding region runs from base 454 to 6660 and encodes 2068 amino acids. Gene Ontology annotation, molecular function: microtubule binding; dynein light intermediate chain binding.